GCUCUUUGGAGGCUUGAUCCUGGAUGUGAAGCGCAAAGCCCCGUGGUUCUGGAGCGACUUUCGGGACGGUGUGAGCCUGCAGUGCCUGGCAUCCUUCCUCUUCCUCUACUGUGCCUGCAUGUCCCCCGUCAUCACCUUCGGGGGACUGCUGGGGGAGGCCACCAAAGGCCACAUAAGCGCCAUGGAGUCGCUGCUGGGCGCAUCCAUGACCGGUGUGGUGUAUUCCCUCUUUGCUGGCCAACCUCUCACCAUCCUCGGCAGCACCGGCCCCGUCCUUGUGUUCGAGAAGAUCCUCUACAAGUUCUGCAGGGAGCACGCGCUCUCCUACCUGUCCCUGCGGGCCUGCAUCGGGCUCUGGACCGCCUUCUUGUGCGUCGUGCUGGUGGCCACGGACGCCAGCUCCCUGGUGUGCUACAUCACCCGCUUCACCGAGGAGGCCUUCGCCUCCCUCAUCUGCAUCAUCUUCAUCUAUGAGGCGCUCGAGAAGCUCAGCCACCUGCGCGAGACCUACCCCGUGCACAUGCACAGCAAGCUCGACCUCCUCACCAUCUACUACUGUAAGUGCGAGCCCCCAGCCCAUCCCAGCAAUGAAACCCGACGCUUCUGGGACACCAACGGGAUCAACGUGUCCAGCAUCACCUGGGAGAACCUCACGGUGACUGAAUGUCGCCGUGCGCACGGGGAGUUCCGAGGACCCGCAUGCGGGCGCAACGGCCCCUACGCUCCUAACGUCCUCUUCUGGUGCUGCAUCCUCUUCUUCUCCACCUUCCUCCUGUCCGGCUUGCUGAAGAAGUUUAAAACCAGCCGUUACUUCCCAACCAGAGUCCGCUCCACAGUGAGUGACUUCGCCGUCUUCCUCGCCAUCGUCACCAUGGUGCUCAUUGACUUCAUGGUUGGGAUCCCAUCGCCGAAGCUCCACGUCCCCCAUAUGUUCAAGCCCACCAGGGAUGACCGCGGGUGGCUCAUCAGCCCCAUAGGACCCAACCCGUGGUGGACGGUGCUGGCCGCGCUCAUCCCAGCUCUGCUCUGCACCAUCCUCAUCUUCAUGGACCAGCAGAUCACUGCCGUGAUCGUCAACAGGAAGGAGCACAGGCUGAAGAAAGGAUGCGGGUACCACUUGGACCUCUUCAUGGUGGCCGUGAUGCUGGGGGUGUGCUCCGUGAUGGGGCUGCCCUGGUUCGUGGCUGCCACCGUCCUGUCCAUCACGCACGUGAACAGCCUCAAGGUGGAGUCCGACUGCUCAGCACCAGGGGAGCAGCCCAAGUUCCUGGGCAUCCGCGAGCAGAGGGUCACGGGCUUGAUGAUCUUUGUGCUCAUGGGCUGCUCCGUCUUCUUCACGGCUGCCUUGAAGUUCAUCCCAAUGCCUGUGCUUUACGGUGUCUUCCUCUACAUGGGGGUGUCGUCGCUCAGAGGAAUUCAGUUCUUUGACCGCUUGAAGCUGUUCUGGAUGCCGGCCAAGCACCAGCCGGAUUUCAUCUACCUGCGCCACGUGCCCUUGCGGAAGGUUCACUUCUUCACCCUCAUCCAGCUCCUCUGCCUCGUCCUGCUCUGGGCCAUCAAAGCAUCCCGAGCUGCCAUCAUCUUCCCCAUGAUGGUCCUGGCGCUGGUCUUCGUGCGGAAGGUGAUGGAUCUGUGCUUCUCCAAGCGCGAGCUCAGCUUCCUCGAUGACCUCGUGCCCGAGAGCAGGAAGAAGAGGUUGGACGAUGCCAAAAACGAAGCCAAAGAAGAGGAGGAAUCCCGUAAGAUGAUGGAAGCCGCUGCUGCGGGCUCGGUCCAGCUGCGCCUGCUGGCCAAGGGCAGCCAAGCGGGGGUCCCAAAGGGAAGCACUGAGAG
This is a messenger RNA of Neopsephotus bourkii (Bourke's parrot), 1833 nucleotides long. Its product is annotated as electroneutral sodium bicarbonate exchanger 1-like. Gene Ontology annotation, molecular function: solute:inorganic anion antiporter activity; sodium:bicarbonate symporter activity. The annotation marks the transcript as partial. The record is from RefSeq and is a predicted model, not a curated record. Lineage: Eukaryota; Metazoa; Chordata; Aves; Psittaciformes; Psittacidae. Gene Ontology annotation, biological process: transmembrane transport; monoatomic anion transport; bicarbonate transport. Gene Ontology annotation, cellular component: plasma membrane. The transcript has 12 exons.